AUGAUCCUGAAGGUCUUUUCCAACCGGAGUGAUCCUGGAGCCGCGCACGGACAAUAUCCCACCCAGCCGUCCUUCCCAGUCCAGUCUCCAGCCAACGCCGCCGUCUACCCCCAGAUGCCGCUUCCGCAGCCUCCGCCCUACACUGAUGCACCUCCUGCCUACUCUGAGCUUUACCGCCCCAGCUUUGUGCCUCUGGGCGCUGCCACCGUCCCCACAAUGUCUGCAGCCUACCCAGGCGCCUCCGUCUUCCUGCCUGUGGCCCAGUCGGUGGCCGUGGGCCCCAUCGGCUCCUCUGUCCCCAUGGCCUAUUAUCCCGUGGGACCGGUUUAUCCCCCGGGCUCGACAGUCCUUGUGGAAGGAGGCUUUGAUGCUGGAGCAAGGUUUGGGGCUGGUGGAACCCCCAGCAUCCCCCCUCCACCUCCUGGCUGUCCCCCCAACGCAGCCCAGCUGGCUGUCAUGCAGGGAGCCAACGUCCUGGUGACGCAGCGGAAGGGAAACUUCUUCCUGGGAGGCUCAGACGGCGGCUACACUAUCUGGUGA
Molecule: messenger RNA, 540 nt
Organism: Chaetura pelagica (chimney swift)
Lineage: Eukaryota; Metazoa; Chordata; Aves; Apodiformes; Apodidae
Gene: DAZAP2
Product: DAZ associated protein 2
Exons: 4
Coding region: 1-540 (179 amino acids)
Source: RefSeq, a predicted model, not a curated record